This is a messenger RNA of Rhodotorula toruloides NP11, 558 nucleotides long. RefSeq lists its product as uncharacterized. The coding region runs from base 1 to 558 and encodes 185 amino acids. The record is from RefSeq and is a predicted model, not a curated record. The transcript is spliced from 4 exons. Lineage: Eukaryota; Fungi; Basidiomycota; Microbotryomycetes; Sporidiobolales; Sporidiobolaceae.
AUGUCGGACGUACAGCCAUCGUACUGGCGCGCAAUCUCGGGCGCACGCGGCACCUACAACCUCAUCCUCGGCACCGCACUCGGAUCGACAGUCUGGCACUCGUUCAUCGGCGGACCCACGGCGUACAAGGCCCUGCCCCGCCAGCAAUUCGGCCACCUCCAGUCCCGCCUCUUCCCUCGCUUCUUCGCCCUCCAGACCACUUCGGCCCUCGCUCUCCUCGGCUUGUAUGCGCGCGGAGGCGGAAAAGUCAGCUGGACGGGGUGGUGGAGGAGCGGAAGCGACAGGACGGUGCAGGCGUUGAUGCUUCUCGUCCUCACCGGCGCCGCAAACUGGAUCGUUGUGGGUCCGUGGACCACCGCCGUCAUGAAGCGCCGACACCGCAAAGAACGCAUCGAGGGCAAGGACUACAGCGACCCCGACGCCUCGUCCGAAAUGAAGGCCCUCAACUCGCGCUUCGCCUUCCUCCACUCCGUCUCGUCCCUCCUCAACCUCGGCUGGCUCGUCACCGCCGCCGCACACGCUGCGUUCGUCGCCGAGUACGGCACGACGCGGGCGUAG